AAUGGGUACCUUCACCGCCACAUAUUUCCUCAAGAACGCUUUUUGGGACAAAAGAGGCCUUUGGACUGCCACGUUGGCCGUCGCCUAUUUCGCCCGCUGCUGGGAGAGCGCCGGAUACAAUAAGGCCGAGAUGAUGAAGGGUCACUCAAAAAUGUACGCGGAUCGACUCAAGCAGCUUCCAGCACACACCGACGCCUGGAAAUACUGAAAAUCCCGCCGACUAGAUGCUUAAUUUAGCGAUUUCCUGUGUUUUUUCUCGAUUUUUAGUCAUAAAGAAAAAUUUUAAACAUUUU
This is a messenger RNA of Caenorhabditis elegans, 293 nucleotides long. It is a transcript of the gene Y38E10A.24, whose product is annotated as Complex I-B12. Bases 2 to 208 code for a protein of 68 amino acids. The transcript has 2 exons. Lineage: Eukaryota; Metazoa; Nematoda; Chromadorea; Rhabditida; Rhabditidae. The record is from RefSeq and is marked reviewed.